AUGGAGGAAAUGGUAUCAAUCAACACAAAGCCAGAGCCAGAGAUGGCAAUGGAGAAGAAGAACCCAACUGCAAUUGAUGGAGUGGUCUUGGGCAAGGGCAACACAACAACAUGUUGCAAUAAAACAAGGCAGGCAUCUGUGAUUCCAGCAAAGAGGAGAUUAGUGAAAAAGAUGAUGUUUGAGUCCACUGUCCAAUCUGUGGCCUCUGCUAAGAAUGACUAA
Prunus armeniaca (apricot) is the source of this 222-nucleotide messenger RNA. NCBI's taxonomy places the organism in Eukaryota, Viridiplantae, Streptophyta, Magnoliopsida, Rosales, Rosaceae. The record is from the annotation of a GenBank genome assembly.